AUGUACACGUACGGCUCUGUUCUUUCUGAUCGCAAACACAGCAACAAGAGCCCUUCUGCCCCAUUGCCAAACACAUCCCGUGCCCUGGAGGUUGGGAUGAGGGCUGCGUUCUGCCUUACACGAGCCGCAGUGCCGGCGCUGGGCAAUGAUGUUACGGCGGAGCAGGAGGGGCUGCUGUGUCCCAGCGCAGAGAUACACGUGGAUCCUAAGGACGGGACUCUGAGCUGGGGGGGACACGGAGGUGUGAACCAGCUGGGGGGCGUUUUUGUGAAUGGCCGCCCCCUGCCCGACGUCGUCCGGCAGCGGAUCGUGGAGCUGGCUCACCAGGGGGUGAGGCCGUGCGACAUCUCCAGGCAGCUCCGAGUCAGCCACGGCUGUGUCAGCAAAAUACUCGGCAGGUAUUAUGAAACCGGGAGCAUUAAGCCUGGAGUGAUUGGAGGAUCAAAACCAAAGGUCGCCACACCCAAAGUUGUCGAAAAAAUCGCAGAGUACAAACGCCAAAAUCCCACCAUGUUUGCCUGGGAGAUCAGGGAUAGACUCCUCGCCGAGCGGGUGUGUGAUAAUGACACCGUGCCCAGCGUCAGUUCCAUUAACAGGAUCAUACGGACCAAGGUGCAGCAGCCGCCCAAUCAGCAAGUGCCAGCCUCCAGUCACAGCAUAGCCUCCACAGGCUCCGUCACCCAGGUGUCCUCUGUCAGCACCGACUCCGCUGGCUCGUCCUACUCCAUCAGUGGGAUCCUGGGCAUCGCGUCUCCUGGCACCGAGAGCAACAAGCGCAAGCGCGAUGAAGGUAUUCAGGAACCUCCAGUACCCAAUGGCCAUUCUCUCCCCGGUAGAGAUUUUCUUCGGAAACAGAUGCGUGGAGACCUAUUCACCCAGCAGCAGUUAGAAGUGUUGGAUCGAGUCUUCGAGAGGCAACAUUAUUCUGACAUUUUCACAACAACAGAGCCCAUCAAACCGGAGCAGGCAACCGAGUACUCAGCCAUGGCAUCAUUAGCUGGAGGACUGGAUGACAUGAAAGCCAAUAUAACCAGCCCUACUUCUGCAGAUUUAGGAGCAAGUGUUCCCGGACCACAGUCGUAUCCUAUCGUAACAGGUCGCGAGCUGGCAAGCACAACCCUCCCAGGAUACCCACCCCACGUCCCCCCUGCUGGACAGGGCAGCUAUUCUGCCCCUGCGCUGACAGGAAUGGUGCCUGGGAGUGAGUUUUCUGGGAGCCCGUACAGCCACCCGCAGUACUCAACGUACAACGAUUCCUGGAGGUUUCCCAAUCCCGGACUUCUGGGCUCUCCUUACUACUACAGCGCUGCAGCCCGUGGAGCAGCCCCACCAGCAGCUGCUGCUGCCUAUGACCGCCACUGACCUCGGACCCAAAGCUUGAGCACUUAUCACAAAGUACUGCCUGGGACAACUGCAUUGAGUCACCUUGCUACAACCACGCAAGUCAAGGAGGAAGAAAGUAAAUAGUAGGAACAAGCUCAUUGAAAUUUUACUCUUAAGACUCUGCAAACUUAACGUUGUUGUUUUCUGAAUUUCUGGUGAUGCUGUCUGGGUCUCAAAUGAAACAAAGAAAUAGGAGGACGUGGUUCUCCUGGCACAUCCUGCGGUCAUAGAAAUGCAGUAGUUUGAUUGUUUGCAGCUGUCUGGCUACUGCUUUAAUCGCUGUGGGUACCACGGCUGUAACUGGGGAUAAGGAAGAGAUGUGGGCCUCCCUGUGUGGGAUAGCUUCCUCUUACUGCACACUGAGACAGGCUGUGAGACUCAACACAAGCUUUUUUAAUUAUUAUUAUUGUUCUUUUUUAUUUUAUUAUUAUUUUUUUUAUUUUUUUAAUGUGUGUGUGUGUGGCAAAGAAAGAUCGGUCUGCUCAAUUUUACACAAGCAGCACUGUAAAUACAUGCUUGUUUGUACUGCUAUGAGAGUGACUUAGCGUAUGCUAAGCUUAUGCAGCAACGUUGUACAAAUCUAGGCUCAAAAUACAUCUGAAAAUGUGUUUUGAAACUGGUGCACUGAGAUUCAAAGAAUUCAGUAAGCUUUAAGCAACUCUGAACCAGGUUAACACUCAUUGUGGCUGUCUUUCAGGCUGAUGCUACUGCUGUACAGCAUCCUAUCCAACAGCUGUGUGUGAUCACGUUAUAUGCUGGUACCAAACCCAUGGGCAUCAGAAAGACGUGGGCAAUUUUGUCACAGUUUAUUGCCUAUUACUGACUUGUGUUCGUUUGUUAUUACGAUGAGCACUGAAACAGAUUCUGUGGUUUCAACUUAAACAGCAUUUGGGAAGGAAUAAUAGUAAACACCGUACCUACGUUUCAACAGGUCGUCUGCUCUAGCCCAAUAAAUGUCAGCCUGAAAGAAAGGGGGAAGAUACGGCCAUAAUGAUUUACGUGAGGUAGACGUAUUGACCAGAGCAUACUGAACACAUGGGCAGACCUGUCUGUGUUUCCAUGUGUGCUUCCCAAAGCUGAUUAUUGGCGGUGUCCCAUGAACGAUCAAUCAAAGUAUUAAGUAUUUGCUUCCAGUUUCACAAGUAUUUCUUGCAAACUGCAAUGUCUGAGCUAACAUUUCUCCCUGCUCCCCUUGCUGCCAGCACCUUGCGUGCCUGCCAUCAGCGAGCACUGACACCCUCUGUGUGUUCCCCAUUUUCAGUGGCAGGUUUUGUAUGUUCUCAUGCUACAAAAACACAGCAGUUAGUGUCAGGGUUCCACUCUAGAUGUUCUCUAGUCUUCAAAAGCCAUGAUGAUACCUAGGGCCCGCUGGCUUAAAUGGUUUCCCCUAAUCCAGAAUUUCAUUCUGUGAGCACAAACUGACCUGCUGCCAUCUGUCUCAUUGCAACAAAAUGGAACAGAAUUUUGGUAGGAAGGUGCAGCCUCUACUGUCAUAUCACCAACAUCCACCUCUGAAAUCAUGGUCCAUCAUAGUAAAAUAUGAGGCUUUACUUUUGGACCAGCCCUCAUACAUUUCAUCCCAAGGAUGCAUGCCUGUGGGUUAAACAACCCAAGGUGCUUACACUCAGCCCUGAGUUGCCUUAGUGCUUACAUCAAGAAUCAUUACAUGAUGAUUACAUCAUGAACAUGCAGCCAGAUGGAUGGUGUCUCAGCAGUAUGUGCUCCAGCAGUAGCUUGCCAGCACAGGCCUAAAAGUAAAGACUGAGAGAUGGAGAGAGAAGAUUCGGACAUUAGAUUGAAUGAGGAUUGUUGAAUGAUGAGAUUGAAUAGGAUGUUGUUACCUGAGCUGCCUGUCUGGUUGAGGAAACCCUUGGUUCUGUGCUGUAAUAGCCACAAAGAACUCAUGUUGUGGGCAUUGAGUUUAACAUUCAUGCCCAAAGAUUUGACUACAGAGGCAUCGUUGUAAGAUGGCACACAUCACUGGCAGCUGCUUUGUGUUGACAUGCAAUCUGCCAUACACUGCCUCGACUGAUGGGAUUCUAUUCUAUUCUAUUCUAAAAUUUUCUCUUCUACAAUUCCUUUGUCAUGAAAGAAAACUGAAGAACAGGCACUGACUCUCAGUCUGGUCCCUAGAAGUCACUCCACACUGAAGGUAGAGAGGCCACACCAUUGGACUCUGCAUCCAUGUGUACCACUAUCACCUUGUAGACUGAGAAGGAACAGUGGUCAGUGGGUGUUCAGCUCUUUCUAUUGCUUCAUUCAGCCUUGUAGUGCAAAGAAACUUUUUCUCCUGGUUUUUUCACUUUCUAGUGGCCUUUGUACAUUCUGAAAUUACAGAAAAUCAUUUCAUUGCAAGUGGAAUUUAUUUCUAAGAGAAAUAGAAAAGAACAGGCCUUUUUUUUUUUCUUUUUCUUCUCUUUUUUCUUUUUCUUCUCUUUUUUCUUUUUCUUUUUUUCCUUAGAGAUAAACUGCUUUCUAUUAGGAACUUCUAGCAACAAAGAAAUACGUGUCUAUCGUAUCCACCAAAGUCUGCCAUGCCUGCAUUGAAGCUCACUUCUCGUAAGAGGAAAAGAAAGAGAGGGAGAGGGAAAAAAAAAAAAGAAGAAAAAAAAAGCCUCCUUUCCUUAAAACAUGCAUACAAAUGGAAACAAACAAACAUACAAAACAGAAGACAACUCAUAAAAAUAACUGCUGAAUUGCCUUUGAAAGUAGGGGAUAACAUCUGUUGCGAAACAGAUGAAAAAUUGCUUCUUAAGAUGUGUAUGUUUUGUAUUCUUUUUUUCUAGUAGGAAAAGAACAGACUUGAAAUUUUGGUGUUUUUCCUUAGUGCCGUGUGUUGCUUUUGUGUGUUAUAAUAUUUGAAUGUAAUUACAGCAGUGCCAAUUUGCCAAAGAUGUUGAACAUUCUUUUGGGGAUUUUGUUUUGCGUUUUCUUUUUGGGGAGGAACAAAAUGGGAGGCGGGCUGGGCGGUGGGGUGUGCUAACGGUGUGGGUCAGAAGGGAGGGGGCUUACGGAAGUUUUUCUACAUCCUUUUUAUUUUUCCCGAUUCUUUUUCUCGUCGAAACUGAAAUUCGUGAUUUUAUUCUAAGUUAAAUGGUUGACUGCAACAUGUUUUAUUUUUAGAUUAGUUGAGGAAACAUGCAAUAAGACUGGCGUAGUUCAAUAUCUGUGUGUCUUUUCAUGAGAGUGACUGUUACUUGUGGACAUUUGAUUUUAUGUAACCUUUAUGUGAGAUAAUUAUUUGUAAAUAUCUACCAUAAUUUUAUUGGUUCCUAAAAUAAAAGUAAUUUUUUUAAGUUCCAAAAGCCUGUUUUCACCUUAUCUGCUGCGUCGUCUGGGAGAAGUACCAGGUUGUUGGAUCUGAAAUGGGCUUCCUUGGGUCUUUAUUGGGAAGACGCCCUUUGUGCAUGGCCAACAUCUCAAGUCUCACUGCUGCUGCUUAAUUAAGGGACAAAACUCAUAACAACCUCCCACAAUCCAGCAAAUAAUUGUAGAUACGUAAAAAGAAAAUGACAAACUAAUCACAGUUGUGAUUUUCACUGCAGGGAGUUGAACUAGAUGACAUUCCAACUCAAACCAUUCCAUGAUUCUAUUCAAUUGUGCUUCGGCUCCAGUGCAGUUCCCACCUUCCAUAGCUCAGCAGGACUGUAACUCUGUCCCCCCAGCUCUGGGUUAG
Coturnix japonica (Japanese quail) is the source of this 5059-nucleotide messenger RNA. The record is from RefSeq and is a predicted model, not a curated record. Lineage: Eukaryota; Metazoa; Chordata; Aves; Galliformes; Phasianidae.